AGUUGGCAAUACUGUUAGUCAUAAACGGCGUCGUGUUUUGUGUUGUGAGAUUAAUAGAACUUAAAUAUUUAAAUCAAAAGGCAAAUGGGAGCAGUGGUUCACGAAAACGGAACACAUGAGACAGAUAAAAAGAAAAUUCCAUUUAGAAAAGUAAGGAAACAGUUCCCAAAUCAUCCGUUUAACGGCAAUCGAGCGCCAUCGCUACUAACAAUGAGACAUCGUAUGCCUCCUCCACGUCUUUUGCCGCCACGAAUGGGUCCACCGGGAAUGCGACCGCCUCCGCCACCGUUUCGAGGUGGACCACCCAUGCGGCCUCCGCUACCACCGCCACACAUGAUUCGCGGUCCCAGAAUACACGGACCUCCGCCACCGAUGGGUAUGAGACCUCCUUUACCGCCGCCGCCCGGCAUGCGUCCCCCUCCUAUCAGACCACCUCCACACAUGCGUCCGCCAAUGUUACCGCCGCCGAUGAUGGGACCGCAGCGACACUUCCGACCGCCCCCGAUGCGCCGAAUACAGCAAGGCAAAAUCAUGAAGAAGAAACGGGUCUUUAACGAGAUAGAUCUUACAAAGCCCUGGGUUAACGAGCAGAUGAGAGCCGAGUUCGUCAAGAAGGAGGAACUGCUAAAGGCGGCGAAAGAGACGCGACAGUCGAACGACUGGGCGAUAUAUCGAGGGCAACGCGAUCGAUGCAACGACAUGUACGGCGCCGCCAAGAUGGAGUACAUCGGACACCAUCCCGAGGAGGGUCACCAAUUGACCGACGACGACGAGGACGUUUUAAGUAGCGACGAAGACGAUGAAACGAGAGUGUGCGGUAUAGAGGACUGUACGUACACUGCGCAUACGCGAGAUGUCGAUACUCACAUCAAAAUGCAACACUGUACAGGCCUCUACGAUCGCAUUAAAAAUGUUAGCACACCCGAAGAUAUAAACAAAUGGAUCACCGAGCGUAAAAAUCGAUUUCCCACAAAGGAAAACAUCGAGAAACGCUACAAGAUGCAGGAGGAAAGGCUCAAACGGGGCGAGCGUAUUAAACAUAAUCGGCACAGGUUCGAUCAAACGAACAAGACAAGACUAAUCGUGCAAAAACCUGCUCCAAAAGUAAGAAAAGUGAGGAAGCGUCAGACGAAUCUACCGGUCACAAACCCAUCUCUCAUUCAGGACAAAUCUGGUUGGAAUGGUAAUCUGUGUCCGUUUCCGGGCACCCGCAGUUUGUACCAAGAGGCAUCCGAGGAGGAAGGUGAAGAAUUUGACGAUGCGGAAUGGGGAGAAGAGGCACCCUCAGAAAAUGUUAUUCCAUUAAACAACGCCCUGGGAAAUUUAAUAACCGCUUAUAAUUCAGAAUCUGACGAUGAAGCUCCUCUAGAGCAAACAAUUGAGAGGACGUGUGUCGAAUCGGUUUGCUUUUCCGAGUCGAAAAUCGUUGUCAGAAAUGAGCGCAAACGUAAACGCCAUCCGAAAAGGAAGGUGACUAAGAGUAAAAGUCAGAGUGAACGCCCUGUAUAUAAAAAACGAAGGGUUACUUUAUUGGAACGAUUGUUGGCAAAUGAAAUCAUUCAUGAAAGGAAUGUUCUUUUGCAGUGUGUUAGGUACAUUGUUACUAAUAACUUUUUUGAUCCUCCACCGAGUGGCACUGGUGUCGACAGUUGCCAUUCAAGUUGAGUUGGUGUGUACCGAAACUACUUCACUGUACUUUGUUUAUUUUAAUAAAAUGUCAUAAAUUGGAAAA
Molecule: messenger RNA, 1732 nt
Organism: Photinus pyralis (common eastern firefly)
Lineage: Eukaryota; Metazoa; Arthropoda; Insecta; Coleoptera; Lampyridae
Product: nuclear fragile X mental retardation-interacting protein 1-like
Exons: 3
Coding region: 85-1665 (526 amino acids)
Biological process (GO): box C/D snoRNP assembly
Cellular component (GO): nucleus
Molecular function (GO): RNA binding
Source: RefSeq, a predicted model, not a curated record